CCAUGUGAUUCGGUCUACAUAUGUAGGCCAGUGUGCCAUAGAUUUAACACACACACAAAGAGUUAAAAGAAGCAGAAAUCGGCCUGAACUCCACCCAUGCAGUUUCAUUAUCGACCUUUCACAGGUGUCACGGCCACUUUCCUUCCAUUCUCUUAGAGGAGGGAAGGUGAUUCCCACACGUUCCUGCUCUCUGUCGUUUCCUGGAUCCAGCGUGUCUGAGCUGCUGUGGAAAGUUUCUGAAGUUUGUUGUCGGGGGCGGGAUCGGGAGGGAGAGAGGGAGGGAGCGGGAGGCUCGGUGUGCCUGCGGCGGCGCUCCUGCGCUCACUCGCGGCUCCGCCGGUGGUUCGUGUGCGGCCCUGAGCUCCGCGAUGUCGGCCGUGAAGGCGCUGCAGCAGUGGUGCCGGGUCCAGUGCGAGGGCUACCGGGAUGUGUCCAUCACAAACAUGACCACGUCCUUCAGGGACGGCCUGGCUUUCUGCGCCCUCAUCCACAAACACAGACCCGAUCUCAUCAACUUUGAUUCACUGAGGAAGGAAAAUGUCUAUGACAACAACAAACUGGCGUUCAAGGUUGCAGAGGAGGAGUUGGGAAUUCCAGCGCUGUUGGAUGCAGAAGACAUGGUGGCUCUCAAGAUUCCCGACCGCCUCAGUAUCCUGACAUAUGUCUCGCAGUACUACAACUACUUCCACGGACGCUCCCCGAUUGGCGGAAUGGGAGGUAUAAAGCGUCCAGCUGAGGCCCCCACGGAUGAGCCAUAUGGGAAGAAGAACCAGCCGGUGGCGGCUAAGGUGUUCCCCUCAUCUAAGCCUGCCAGAGAAAACACCCCUCCCCCCUCCUCCAACAUCCCAAGGCCCUCUCCUUCCCCAAAGCAAACCAGAAAUGCCACGCAGGACGUUCCGGUUGAGAAAUCCCAUCAGACGGGCACCCUGAGUAACAAAUGCGUGUCCUGUAACAAGCAUGUUCAUUUGGUGCAGCGACAUCUAGUGGACGGGAAGCUCUAUCACAGGAAUUGUGCAAAGCUGCUAUCACCUGCAAACCCAACUGCACCUCUCAGAAAUUUACCAACAAAUACCCCCGUUUCCAAAUUCACUCCUCUACCAGACUCCGCCAAAACCAACACAAACGCUCCCACCCUAACACCCUCCAGACUGGGACCAACAUGGCUGACGGAGAAACCCAGCACCCCUUCCAGCUUCUCCACCACUUUUUCUCCUUCGUCUCCUUCCCGGCCUGCUUCAGGUGUCUCUUCCACCGCUAAAGAAAGUCAGAUGGCUUCUGUCUCCAAACCCGCAGCUUCACGGACUACUGCUGAAUCUACAUUCAUCACAACCACCUCUAUCAACACAACGCCCAUUGCUGCCCCUCGCACCUCAACCACAGCAGCCAAGACAAUGCAGUCCAAGCUCAAGUUCCUUCAGUCAGACAGCAACACUAACAAUGAAGAGAAAAAGACUACAGCCAUCAACAUUGAUGUAAAUAAAAGGCCGUAUGUGAGUGGUAAGGUCCAGGAGGCCACAGCAGGUCAGGCUGUGACUGUGGUUGUAAAUGUCGGUGGUGCUGGCAAAAAGGAAACAAAUUUGUGCUUGGAUAAGGGUGGGGAUAGAGCUAGAGCGGCUGGUGUGGGUGGAACGGUGAGUUUGAAACCAGAAGACAGUGACAGUAAUAAGAUGAAAGCAUCAGCAGCUGCUUUCAUCUCCAAGAAACUGGCUGAGGAGAACAACAAUAACAACAGUAAGCCAUCAUGGGUGACUGUAGCGGUGAAGAAAACUGAGAAACCUCCUCAAGUCGAGACUCCUAAGAGGGAGACAGAGGGUGUCAGAGGGAGGGUGAAGCUGAAAGUAGACCCGUCAAUCCUCGCUGACCUGCAGCCUCUGGACUCCCCGAACUCUGCUCCGAGGCCAGCCGGCAGGAGCGGACUCAGAGCCAGAACUCCAGACAGAGGGGGCCCAAAGCCUGGCACUGCAUCACCCAACACCUCAGCUGCAUCAGAAAAUGAGUCUCCUGCAGACUGGAGGUCGAGGCUCAAACCUGUCGCCAAAGAAACAAGACCUGCUGGUCCUCCACAGGUGCCUAAACCACGGGUUAAUGGAGCUGCAAAGUCCCAGACUCCAGAGGUUUCUGCUGGGCCUUCCUCAUCAUCCUCUAAUGUUCCCAGCCCAAGCAUUUCUGUCACUCCUCCACCAUCAAAGGGAUUUCAGAAUGGUCAGAGAGACCAAACUGCAAAUGGCACCAAGUCGGAGUUAAACAUUUCAAAGACAAAGCCAGGCUACAUUCCCAAAGGGGACAUUAUGAAGGAGCUUCAGGACAUUGAAGAUAAUUUGAACGAGUUGGAGAAGAGAGGAGUCGAGCUGGAGAUGAGGCUCCGCCGCAGCGAGGAAGAGGGUGUAGAUGACUCUCUCAUGGAUGAGCUCAUGGUUGAGUGGUUCAACUUGAUCAGGAACAAGCAGGUGGCCAUGCGCCGGGAGUCUGAACUGGUCUAUAUAGGAAGAACCCAGGACCUGGAGGAACAGCAGCCUAGUGUUGAGCAGGAGCUCAGGAGACUGAUGGAAAAACCAGAACAUCUGAAAACGGCCUUGGACCGAAAGAAAGAGCAGCAGCUGAUGGAAAAACUGGUGGAGAUCGUCAAUGACAGAAACGCAAUCGUGGAAGGUCUGGAUGAGGACAGACUCAGGGAGGAAGAGGAGGACGAGCAGCUAAACAAGAUGAUGAUGAAUUUCAACAUAAAGAAGGAAAAACCGAAGAAAAAGUCCCCCGUGGCCAAACUGUUCGGCUGGGGGAACAAGAAGGAGGGAUGACGCUCCUCAAAAACGCACCCGAGGUUUUUUUUCUUUGAUGUCUUUGCUGCUCUAGUUGUAGUCUUAAUGUCAGUGUACUCAGCCUGAGAUUCGUGGGAUACAGGGAAUAAAUGGAUAGUCAGUGGGUCUGUCACGUUCGCGGCGUUAUUAGAAAAAAAUGCCCUUCCCUCUGUCGACUGUGUCACUCAAGAUCUGACGUUCCCACACACACACACACACACACACACACACACUCUGAUGAUGCUGAGGGGGUUAAUGACUCACCAGCCGUGAUGUGAUUGGGUUCAGUGCUCCAGUUGUUAGUUUUAAUCCCCUUCUAGUCUUAAUCUGUCUACUUAAUGCUCACACACACACACACACACAAACACACACAACCACUGUCUCUGAAUAUCUCACUUGUUCUACUUAUUGAAAUGUUGCUUGUAUACAGUAGCACCGAUGCUAAUGGGAGUUAAUAGAGAACAAGACUCAUCACGGGGGUCAGACAGCUGUUCCUUGCUCUCUGGUCAUGUUUUACUCCAAACUACAAGUCACUGGUGACUCUGCGAUUAACUUCAGGGUCACUCUCUUACCCUGUUUUUGUUACACGUGUUGAACUGCAUUUCUCUUUUAACCACAGAUAUCUUUUUCCAUGUACUUUUCUGCACAGGGCAAAUACAACACUCGACAAGUUUGUUUAGAGUGUUGCCUUUUCAACAAGGCGACAAGUUCUUUUUUUAAACUGAAUCACAAUAUUAUAUAUAGGAUUUUCUAGACCAGUGGUUCACAACCUGGCGGUUGAGACCCGCUCAAGAGGUUGUGAGGUGGUUAAAGAGGAAAAACAUAUUUCUAUAAUCUUCAUUCUUUGUUUGUUUUUUUUGUUUUUUUUGCAUUUCUGCCUUAGUGACAGUAGAGAGAGAGACAGGAAAGGCAGGGGAUAGACGGGGGGGAUGACAUGCAGCACAGGGCUCUACCAGGUGAGCUACUGGGGCCUCCCAGGGAACACACAUGUCUGCUUUCUCUAACAAAGUAAUAUCAAUAAAAGAGUCUGAAAAGGUGUGAUCGUCCUACGGUUGGAUUUGUCAGAGCCUGUGGAUUAAUGCAAGCUGUGAUGAGGAGUCACAGGUUUGGUGCAGCUUCGUUUUAAGGGAUUACAAGCCACAAAUGUCGGGAACCACUGUUCUAAGUACCUUUGCGUGGAAUGUUCAUACUUGACCUUCGGAAACAGGAGACAUUAAAGAAUCUAAGCUCAAAGGUACUUACUAAUCAUUCAGAGCUUUCACCUGCAUUUCACAGUCUCCGUUCAGAGUACAUGAUCCCUCAAGAAUGGAGUGAAAUGGAAAUUGGUUAAAAGCUCUGAAUCCUGUGCACCUUUGCGCCUAGAUCCUCUUCAUCAUAUAUGCACUAUAUACACUGAUACUUUUAAAAAGCAAUUUUAUGAGCUCUUUCAGCAUAUUACACUUGAUAAUGAUUUAACACGCAGCAUUUGAUGCUGUAACACAUGUGCAAGUAAGUCACAGGAGAUCAUGCUCUGGUCCUUUUUUUUUUUGUUGUUGUUGUCCUUGAAUGUGCCGAGGAAGUUCGCGUUUUUAUGGUUGACUAGAGAAAAAGCAUGAAUCUGGUUUGCGUCAUGUGACUCACAGGUUUACCUUCAUUGACUGGAUGUUUGUGAGUCUUGGAAAUGCGAAAGCCCAUCCAUAUUGGAUCUGCAUUUGUACAUGUUUUGCAUAUCUCUUAGCUGAAUUAACUGUUCAGCGUUUCUGUGUCAUGGUGUUAUGUGUGUUUUUGCAGAGGCACUGAAGCAAAUUUUUUUUGUGUUGUGACCAAACUGCUCACUUUUAACAGAGUUAGUUGAUACUAUAUGAAAUUUAAUAUUGUGUAUAUAUGUUAAUGUUCUUGACCUCUUUAUCUUUCAGUUUCUCAGCUGUGUAUAUUGUAUAAUGUUGUUAUUCUCAAUGGUCUGAUUAUUAAAUGGAGAAACUGG
Molecule: messenger RNA, 4758 nt
Organism: Xiphias gladius (swordfish)
Lineage: Eukaryota; Metazoa; Chordata; Actinopteri; Istiophoriformes; Xiphiidae
Gene: micall2b
Product: mical-like 2b
Exons: 16
Coding region: 369-2795 (808 amino acids)
Molecular function (GO): protein binding
Source: RefSeq, a predicted model, not a curated record